Molecule: messenger RNA, 303 nt
Organism: Staurois parvus
Lineage: Eukaryota; Metazoa; Chordata; Amphibia; Anura; Ranidae
Source: the annotation of a GenBank genome assembly
AUGGACAGUCCCCAGGCACCCUCUAAAAUUAUGGACAGUCCCGAGGCACCCUCUAAAAUUAUGGACAGUCUUGAGGCACCCUUUCAAAUUAUGGACAACAGUCCCGAGGCACCCUCUAAAAUUAUGGACAGUCUCGAGGCACCCUCUAGAAUUAUGGACAGUUCCGAGGCACCUUCUAAAAUUAUGGACAGUCCCGUGGCACCCUCUAAAAUUAUGGACAGUCCCGUGGCACCUUCUAAAAUUAUGGACAGUCCCCAGGCACCCUCUAGAAUUAUGGACAGUUACGAGGCACCCACUAAAAUU